Limulus polyphemus (Atlantic horseshoe crab) is the source of this 4346-nucleotide messenger RNA. RefSeq lists its product as uncharacterized. Gene Ontology annotation, cellular component: cytosol. Lineage: Eukaryota; Metazoa; Arthropoda; Merostomata; Xiphosura; Limulidae. The record is from RefSeq and is a predicted model, not a curated record. Bases 316 to 3384 code for a protein of 1022 amino acids. The transcript is spliced from 14 exons. Gene Ontology annotation, molecular function: fibroblast growth factor receptor binding; transmembrane receptor protein tyrosine kinase adaptor activity.
ACAUUACUGACACAGCUUUACAACACUUGCGUUACUCCGUGAUGACUGGUUGAUCGUGUCAAUAUCUAAUGCAUGUGUGGAGUAUAGAUGUAACGAUUUACUAGCACCAUUACUUGAAACCACUACGCUGACUUCCUGCUACACUUGUAUUAGGUUUUAGAAUUACUUAUCUACUUUAUUUAAAUCGAAAUAUAUUACAGGUUUCUGUGCGAACCAUGCGUUAAGAACUGUAAACAUUAGUGGUUAAUUCGUACACAUGAACAUAUCGAACACUGAAAGUCAGAAGGAAGCAGGUGAACUUAGUAUAUUACCACCAUGAGAGAUGUCCGACGGUAUUCCUGGUCUGAUAGACGAACAUCAAGUCAAUACAAGACUAAGACAGUUACACACAACCGAGUAUCUAUGGCUUCCCCGGAUUUGACCAUUCUUUUCUGUGGCGACGCCAAGGAGUGGGCUCACUACUUGACACAAACGUUUUGCUCUCAUAGUGGACCUCAGGCUUUGCCUAUUCAUCAAGAGCGCUUAGAGAACCUAAUAUUUCCUCUCCCUUCUGUUUGUGCGCAGAGUUUCACUUCUGCGAAAGUUGUACUCGUUAUACUGUCUCCUGCAUCUUUAGAUUUCAUUGACAGUCACGCGGAAGUGUUCGAACUGGGAAAGUUGUUACGACCAAACCAAACCGUCGCCAUGUUGUGUGGAGUGAACGAGGGAGAUAUUACAUCUUUUCAUAAGGCGGCGCUAGUGUCUUAUGAUGCAUGGCCACGUUUUGUUGCUCGCGAUCAAGACAGAGAAUGUGUAGAAAAUGUAUUAGGAACAACGUUCGAAUUUCUGAAGCGUGCUCAAGAAAGUCAGGCUUAUCAGAAGCCUCAGUUCAAGGUGUCUCCUCGAAAAGUUAAUGAGGGCAAUAGAAAAGUUUUCGUCAUCUUAGACAGAGCCAUCAGAGUCAACCAAAAAGUCCAGGUUUUGCUUGAAGGUAACGGAGUCCAUGAGUUACCGGUGAAAAAAAGGAAUCCAUACACGUUACAGUUUGUUGUUCCUGGUCCUAAGGCCUUCCCUGUUGACUAUUUCAUGUGUGACGACUAUUUUCUGGGUGUCCGAGCUUUAAAGUGUGAGUCUAAAAUUGGAGAGCUGUACACGUUACUUCAGAAUGUAAAUUCUCCGUACGAAAUGCUUCGACAAACGAUGGGAGUCGCUUCUUGUAGCGAAGUGGACAACCUAAUGGUGAAAAACUUCCAACGAAAUCUUCCACCAAUUGGCUUCAAUAUGUUAGACCCAGAUGUUAAUUUAGACCUGAACAGUGAAGAAGAACUUCCUACACUUCUUCACUUUUCCUCCAAGUAUGGCUUGAGAGAGUUGACAUCACAGCUGUUGCAGUGUGCCGGGGCAGCACGAGCCUGUCGGCUUCAGAAUGUCAGUGGUUGCUGUCCUGCUCAGCUUGCUAAGCAGGAAGGUCAUAACGAUAUAGCAAGACUACUGGACGAUUUUGAGAAGUUGACAGAAAGCGAAGGUUACAAUGUGUUUCUUGAUGGAAACGUGGAAUCCGAUUACGAGAACGAUGAAAACAUGGAUUCUCAUAUUUACGAUGUUCCCUUUCCUGUACCAAUUCCUUCAAUUUUCGGCAACUUAAAUGAUGUGUCCAUUACAAAGUCUGAAAUGGUUAAAAGACGUGGGCACAUAGAAUCUCAUUACCUGGAAAUGGAAGCUGACUAUAAAUCUCAAUAUUCAGAGAAGUUGGUGCCACAAGAUAAGGUUAUUUUAGAGAAUGGAAAAGAAAGACCUGAUGAAAUUGCGGAAGACAGGGAACCAAAACUUAGUAGUCCACCUUUAGAACCUUCGAUCACAGAUGAAAUGUCUAAUCAGCAUGGGGUAAUUGUUCCAAGCACCGGACACUCUGAACUCUUGGACAUUUUGGAGAGUUACAAAAGAGGAGCAAAAUUUUCAGAAGUGGAGCAGAUGUUUCGUGAGUGGCAAAUGUGUCACAUUGUGCCGUCUAAAAAAUCCAUAGAGAUACUGAAAAAGCUUCGCGAGAUUUACAAAAAAUCUGAGAAGCAAGGGUGCAGCAGAAAGGAAUCAAAGACCUUUUGUGAGCUUCAGAACACUUUUACUUCAAAACUUGGUCGAAGGCAAAUUAUUUUAGCUCAGGGUCAACAAAGCAGCAAGGAUAGCAGAAUAUCUGAUGGAGCUAUCCUAGCGACGGAAAACGAAAAAAUUCGAUCACAGCUUCUCAGUUCCUCAUCAUUUACUAGCAGCUCUAGUUCGUCGUCAGUGGACGGUGUUAGCAUCUUGAGUACCUACGACAGCGAAAAUGAUUCUGGGGAUGAUGUGGUUUCCUCUCAGAAUGAUUUAAAAAUGAAAAAGAUGAUAACUCUGGUCGAAGGACAAGUGAAACGUCCUCCUGUUCCCCCUCCUCGUCCCCCAAAUCUGCAGAAAUCACCCAAAGGCAGCAGCUCAUCCACUGGGAAGUUUCCGAAUCAGCUGCUCGAUCCCCAUCAACAAAUGGCCAACUGCGAAAACCUCAAUUGUAAGAACGUGCCUCAUGUUAGAGUGAGUUUGGACCAUUCUGAUAGUAGUUACUACAAUAUGCUUCCUCAGAACAGCGCCCUCAACAAAAAGGCAGAAUAUGUAUAUUAUAACAUUGGUGUUUACAACAUCAAAACAAGUGAAGAGUCAGCAGAGAAUACCACAAACAUUAGGGGCUCUUUACCAACAUUCCUUACAGAUCAUAUUCCACAGGAAUCAAGCGAACGACUGUCAAGAAGGCGAGGUGGACCUGUUGAGUACAAAUCAGCUAUUGAAAGAACUAAUUCGGAAAGGUCUACAAGGUCCACUUCUCAGCAUGUUCCACGGUACCGCCAACUAAAACCACCAAACAGCAGUAUCUUUCUGAAUCAGUUGGUUAGCACUGAGGCUAAUAUCACACAAUUUACCAAACAAAAGAAAAUAGUCCACGGAACUAACAACCCAAAUUGUAAUAUUCCAUCACAUCCUUCUGUUCCAGUUAUAGUGGAAAAUCGAUUAAACUCCAGUUCUUUCCAUCAUGAUUACGCAGUUCCUAGAAAACUAUACUCUACGUUGGAGUGUUGUGAAGACAAUAAGAAAGUACACAACAAAGCAAUUAUACGUAAACCUGCUUUGCUGAGCAAAAACAGUAGCUACAGCUUGCUUCCAUCCAAACCCCUCAAAAACACAGAAACAACUGACAAAAUACCACACGAGUCUCCACUUCCACCUCCCCCUCUCCAAAAAGAGACUGUAAGUGUUGAAUCUGAAACACGUUCUGAAUCCCUUGCUCCAGUUGAAAACUCCGAAGCCCCACCACUUCCACCAAGAGGUAUCACUGCUCCCAGACCCCAAGAGACUUUAGAUGGAAGACUUGAAUGCACCUAAGAUCAGUCAGAACCUUUAAUUUGUAUAAUUACUACGUGUAUGAUGUCUCACUACAUUAGAUUAAUUGGAUAUACAUAAUAUUAAAUUACUAAUUAGAAAAUUUGAUUACAUUUACAGAAUUACCUUAUUAGUAAUCCAAACACCGGAAGUAAAGUAAAGAGUAUCACUGUAAUGGAUUAUAUGCACAAGUACCUCUGUAGUUGAAGGAAGAUUAAAAGAUGUAUUCAAUUACCAAUAUAAUACAUAAAAACCUAAAAUAACUGUGAGAUCAUGAAAAGCCGAAAAAUAUGUAUGAAGUAGUUGAAACCAGAAAGAUGUGUAUGAAGCAUUCCCCUUAGUAGUUGAAACCAGAAAGAUGUCUAAAAGAUGGAAGGCUUGGAGAUAUAAUUAAGUGUCUUAGAAGUGAAAAGUCUGGAAAGUGUCAGAAAAAUCACCAUAGCAACUGAAAGCCUCAAACGUUUUUUAAAGAGCAUAGCAGUAAUUGGUGGAAGCUUAGAGAAUGUGCAAUAAAUUAUUACCAUGAUAUAUUGAAGCAUUGAAGAUUUAACAACUGGAAGAUAAGUAUUUUCUAGUAAUGGAAACCUGGAAGAUCUGUAAUGAUUUGCCCCCUAGUGGCACAGCGGUAUGUCUGCGGACUCACAAGGCUAGAAUCCGGGUUUCGAUACCCGUGGUGUGCAGCUUUGUGCUUAAUUACAUACAAACAAACUGUAAGGAUUUAUCUUUUUUAGAAUAUCGAAGUCUUGAAAAACAAGUAAAAAUAUUAAUUUUAUCAUUAGAAACUAGGAAAAUAUACAUUAAGUGUAACCUUAGAAGAUGGAAGCCUUGAAGAUGCUAACGUACAUCUUGCAGUAAGAUUCUAUAGAACAGAUAUAAGUAUGAACUUUGUAAUUAAAUGGUCAAAGAUGUGUUAGAAAUAUCACCUUAGUAAAUGGGUGCUGAAGAGAUGUUUAAACUCCAUCACA